This is a messenger RNA of Exophiala aquamarina CBS 119918, 429 nucleotides long. RefSeq lists its product as uncharacterized. Gene Ontology annotation, molecular function: racemase and epimerase activity, acting on carbohydrates and derivatives. Lineage: Eukaryota; Fungi; Ascomycota; Eurotiomycetes; Chaetothyriales; Herpotrichiellaceae. The transcript has 2 exons. Bases 1 to 429 code for a protein of 142 amino acids. The record is from RefSeq and is a predicted model, not a curated record.
AUGUCUCCUCCCACCACCACCGGCAAACCUGUAGCUCAGCGUUUCCAGCAAAUCGUCAAGCUCAGGCCGGAACACUACGAAGCGUACAAGGCCUGUCACGCAAAAGUCUGGCCAGAGGUCUUGGAGCAGAUUCGACACUGCCAUAUUGAAGAUUCGGGUUCACCUACUGAUGUCGAACUCACUCCAGACUCCAUCUCGUACGACGAGAUAAGCCACAUAUUGUUUGCCAGCUUCAAGUGGACGGGGCAUGACUUCGAGGCGGACAUGAAAGCGAUGAGGGAGAAUGAGAAGGUCAGACAGUGGUGGAGGAUGACGGAUGGCUAUCAACAGAGCGUGGCUGAGGGCGCCGUCAGCUCAGAGAAGGGCGGAGUGGAUGGCGUCCCAGGCUGGUGGAAGCCGUUGGAGGAGGUGUUCUACUUCGCUGGUUGA